Messenger RNA from Trichoderma gamsii, 639 nucleotides. RefSeq lists its product as hypothetical. Gene Ontology annotation, molecular function: acyltransferase activity, transferring groups other than amino-acyl groups. The transcript is spliced from 2 exons. Bases 1 to 639 code for a protein of 212 amino acids. The record is from RefSeq and is a predicted model, not a curated record. Lineage: Eukaryota; Fungi; Ascomycota; Sordariomycetes; Hypocreales; Hypocreaceae.
AUGGCGAUACGUGUGCGUGAGUCCACCAAGGACGACCUCCCCGCCAUUGCUCGCAUUGCGGCCGCAGCCUUUCAUCCCAAAACAGACAUCAUUUCAGCGCGCAUAUUCCCUGCCCAACAGCCAGAGGCCACUCUAGACAAUGACAUAUUCUCAUGGAGAUAUGCCAAAAAGACAGCAAGCCUGUCCUCCCCACAUGCACUCAUGGUCGUAGCGGUGGACGACUCCUUAAACGACCAAGUAGUGGGCUUUGCGCUCUGGGACGUGUACUCCGAAAAGGCGUCCAAUCAGCCCCAGCCCAGCGCUCAAGAGCCGCCGCCGCCCUGUUUUGACCAGGAGGCCUUUGCUGAGCUGCGCGCAAUUGUCUCGUCCGACCACCAGGAGAUGUUCGGAGAAAGAGGCAUCAAGGAUGUCUGGCAUCUUGAUUACCUCGGGGUGGAUCCGCAGCAGCAGCGGAAGGGGAUCGGGAAGAUCCUCUUGGAUUGGGGCAUCAGCCGAGCAGCAGGCGACAAAAAGGACUGCUACCUGCUCGCAACGCCGGCUGGAAAGCCGCUGUAUACGAAGACGGGCUUUGAGCAAGUCAGGAUUGUACCAAUAUUUGGCGUUUCACACCAUUCCAUGCUGCUUAGACACAACAGGUGA